Molecule: messenger RNA, 2052 nt
Organism: Apis dorsata (giant honeybee)
Lineage: Eukaryota; Metazoa; Arthropoda; Insecta; Hymenoptera; Apidae
Gene: Cdc23
Product: cell division cycle protein 23 homolog
Exons: 6
Coding region: 235-2043 (602 amino acids)
Biological process (GO): cell division
Cellular component (GO): anaphase-promoting complex
Molecular function (GO): protein binding
Source: RefSeq, a predicted model, not a curated record
UUAUGUUAUGUAUAAUAAGUUUCAGCUUUUUUGAGGAAGAUGGUGCUAUUAGUUAAAUGUUAAAAGAGAUACAGUUCGUAUAUAUUAUAAUGCAUAUAAAUAAUUUUAUGUUUUGUUUGAUAAAUUAAAUCUAUUCAAACAUGAAUUUUUUUUUUCAUAUGUAUAGAAUUAUUAUUUAAUUGAUUUUAUUAUAACGUUGAAUACAAUAUUGAUGUAUAUCAUAACAUAUAUAACAUGGAAGAAUUAAUAAAGUUUGACAUCAAAGAGGUUAAAACUGAUCUUUUACGCGCGAUAAACGAAUGUUCCCAACGCGGAUUAUUACAUACUACAAAAUGGCUAGCAGAAUUAAGUUAUUCUCUAAAAGAUGUUAAAUUAAACAUUCAUGAUAUUACCGCCGAUUUAUAUUUAUCGGAUACAAGCGAUGAGGAGGAUACAUAUAUUUUAGCAAAAACGUAUUUUGAUUUAAAAGAAUAUGAUAGAGCAGCUUACUUUACUGAGCAAUGCAAAACUCCAAAAGUUCGAUUUUUACAUUUAUAUUCUCGCUAUUUAUCUGGAGAAAAGAAAAAAAUAGAUGAUAUGACAGUAGUUCCUCCAGAUCCUUUAAAAAAUGAGAGUUUAAGAUUAUUGUGUGCUGAUUUGAGAAAAGAUCACCUGGCAGAUAAACUUGAUGGAUUUGGUCUUUAUCUUUUCGGUGUAACAUUAAAAAAAUUACAACUUACCAAAGAAGCUACAGAUGUAUUGGUUGAAGCAACUCAUAAGCAGCCUAUGCAUUGGGGAUCUUGGUUAGAAUUAGCUUCUUUAAUUACUGAUAGAGAAAAGCUUGAAAGUUUAUGCUUAUCUAAUCAUUGGAUGAAGCAUUUUUUUAUGGCUCAUAUGUAUUUAGAGUUGCAAUUAAUAGAUGAAGGUUUAGCGUUAUAUUGUGAAUUACAAUCAAUGGGAUUUGAAAAGAAUGGUUAUGUACUUGCUCAAACUGCUAUUGCUGUACAUUAUAGAAGAGGUAAUGUCAUAUUUUUAAACAAAUUAUUAAUUUUUAUAGUAUAUUAUUACAAUAUAUUAAAUUAUAAUAUUUUAAUUUUAGAUGUUGAUAAUGCUAUAGAAACAUUUAAAACAAUAAUAAAAGAAGAUCCUUAUUGUUUAGACAAUAUGGAUACAUAUUCUAAUUUGCUUUAUGUAAAAGAAAUGAAAGUUGAAUUAGCAUAUUUAGCACAUAGAGCAACAGAAAUAGAUAAAUAUAGAUUAGAAACAUGUUGUAUAGUAGGAAAUUAUUAUAGUUUAAGAGGAGAUCAUCAAAAAGCAGUAAUGUAUUUUCAUAGAGCAUUGAAAUUAAAUCCACAAUAUCUUUCUGCUUGGACAUUACUUGGCCAUGAAUUCAUGGAAAUGAAAAAUACCAAUGGUGCUAUUCAUAGUUAUAGACAAGCUAUUGAGGUUAAUAAACGGGAUUAUAGAGCAUGGUAUGGUUUGGGUCAAACAUAUGAAAUCUUAAAAAUGCCAUUUUAUGCAUUAUAUUAUUACAAACAAGCCCAGCUUUUAAGACCACACGAUAGUAGAAUGGUAUUAGCUUUAGGAGAAGCAUAUGAAAAACAAAAUAAAAUACAAGAUGCAUUGAAAUGUUAUUAUAAAGCAUGUAAUGUUGGUGACAUUGAAGGAAUGGCAUUAUUAAAAUUAGCUACGUUAUACGAAAAAUUAGGUGAACAUGAUCAUGCAGCAGCAGCUUAUACAGAUUUUGUGAUGGAUGAAUUUAGAAAUGCAGAUAGAACUGAUUUGAGUCAUGCAUAUAAAUAUUUAACACAAUAUCAUUUAAAGAGAGAGCAAUUAGAUUAUGCUAAUCAUUAUGCUCAAAAAUGUUUGCAAUUUGAUGAAACAAAAGAAGAAGCUAAAGCAUUGUUAAGAACGAUUGCCCAAAAAAGAGGAAAAUUUGAACAUUCAAUGGUGAUAGAAGAUAUGAAUGAAACAGAUCCAGUUAUUGAACAAGGAGAAAGACCAGAUGUUACAUCAGGAAGUCAAUUAUCGCCAAUGAAUUUAUCAUUUAUGCCUACGCCGUAAAAUACUGAA